GUUAACCAAUAGCGACGCCCGUUAGAGGGCUAGGCACUUCCUCACAUAACUGGAGUUACGUCCAGUAACUACUAUUUCUAUGCUGUCUCUGUUUGGCUUGACACCGUGACUAGCUGCAGCUAGACAACUGGCCAAAAAAACUCUUCCUCUACCCUCAGUUUUGAAGAUGAGUUCUAGAGUGUUAGGUGUCCUGGAGAAAGAUGAGGAGGAAGAGGAAGAGGAAGAAGAAGAAGAGAGCAUGAACCCGACAGAGGUGAAAAUGAGUCAGAUAGUGAUGCCCUGUCACAGCAACCCUCGACAGGAACUGAGCGUGGGACAGCUACUCAAAUGGAUAGACUCCACUGCCUGCCUCUCUGCUGAGAGACAUGCUGGAAGUCCCUGCGUCACUGCUUCGAUGGAUGACAUCCACUUUGAACACACCAUCAGUGUGGGUCAGGUGGUGAACAUCAAGGCAAAGGUCAACAGAGCCUUUAACACCAGUAUGGAGGUGGGCAUUCAGGUGAGCUGUGAAGACCUGUUCUCUGAUCGUCACUGGAGAGUUUGUCACGCCUAUGCCACCUUUGUAACCCAGCGCACAAACACUGGAAAAAAGGUGAUCUUGAAGCCUAUUGCACCUCACACACAGAGAGAGCAAAUUGAAUACAGUGUGGCAGCUGAGAGACGGAGGGUCAGGAUGGUCCACGAUGACAUCAUCAAAGACCUGCUCUCCCAUGGGUCUAUCCAACAGACUGACAACUCAGCAGUAGGCAAUGCAGUGGCAGCAGAGAGAACCAAGGUGGAGAGUGUUGAACUGGUUCUACCCUCGCAUGCUAACCAUCAGGUGAAUACAUUUGGAGGACAGAUCAUGGCCUGGAUGGUUAAUGUAGCUAUGAUUGCUGCCAGUCGUCUGUGUCAGGCUCAUCCGACUCUUCAGACCAUUGACAUGUUCACUUUCAGAGGACCUUCUCAAAUUGGAGACAGACUGCUGUUGAGGGCUAUAGUCAACAAUGCCUUCAAAAACAGCAUGGAGGUGGGAGUGCGAGCAGAGGCCUACCAGGAGGAGGGGCCUAACCGACACAUAAACUCUGCCUUCAUGACCUUUGAGGUGCUUGACGACCACAGGAAGCCAUGUACGUUACCACGGAUACGACCUGAACCCCUGGAAGGGGAGAGGAGGUUUCAAGAGGCCAUAGCCAGGAAGAAGAUCAGAUUAGACAGAAAGUACAUAAUUUCCCGCACGCAGGGUGAGGUCCCUCUGUCUGUACCCUGGGACCCCAGAAACCAGGUGUAUCUGAGCUAUAACAAUGUGUCAGCUCUGAGGGUGUUGGCUGCUAGAAACAACUGGCGCCUCAGCUCUGAGAAAGACAAGGUUCGUCUUUACACCCUGGAGCAGAAGUCCAUGUUGAGUUUCAGAGUGGAAUCAGAGGUGGAUAUUCCUGCUCACAGAGCCUUUUGCCUGCUGGCUGAGCUGAGCAAUAGACCAAGCUGGGACACACAUUAUCAGAAAUGUGAGCUGAUUCACCGGGUGGACGAUGACGACUUCCUGUAUCGUGUGGUUGCCCCAUCUGUCCGUCAUGGUGCUGUAGGUUCCUCAACUUCAGUCAGUCGGAGAGAAGGAAUUCUCCAGGACUUCAUCUUGUUGGCUUCCAAGAGGAACCCAUGUAGCAGUGGAGACCCAUAUGUCAUCGCUCUGCGUUCAGUGUCUCUGCCCACUCACCCACCCACUGAAGGAUAUAACAGAGGGGAGGUACUAUGUGCUGGAUUUACCAUACUGGAGAUGAAAAACAUUUCACUGAUCAGUUACUAUAACCAGGCAUCUCCAGAGGUCCUUCCCUACAUCUCCACUGAUAUUGCCGGCCUCUCUUCCUCUUUCUACCACACCUUCUGCUCCUGUAGCCAAUACCUGACGAAGAACAGGCUGCAGUUCACCUCUGAGGAGCAGACUGGCCAAUACAAGGCCACAAAUACAGACAGUCCCAACUGUGAGAAUUAAGCUGACAGUCUGUUAGUGGCUCUCUGUAGCACCCAGCUGUAGACAGUAAGUGGUACUUUCCUGGCCAAUUUACAUCAAAAAUUGUAGGGUGAGGUCAAUCUGCUGCUUAUUCAGCAAGAUAUGAUUAAAUACUGUCACAAGUGCUCACAGUGAACAAAAGAUGAUAUUUGCAUUGAAAACAUUUUAAACUUUGUUAUUUUUAACAGGCAUAAGAAUAGGUCACAUUAGAACAGAUCAAUAAGAAAAGAUCACAAUAAAAUGAGUAAAGAAAAACUAUGCCUUAGACACUUAAUGCUCACUUUAAUAUUCAGAACUGGAUGUAAGACAGACCUUUCAAAAUUUUCAAAAUAAAGUGUCUUUCAAUAUUUAAUUAUUCUGUUUGGACACAGUAAAACUGUGUUGUUUGUGUCACCCAGGAUCAGUUAAUCUAUUUUUCAGUUUUGUAAAUCUAAGGAAAAUAAAUGUUCAUGUAGUUGUCAAUCCAAGUGUUGGGUAUGAGGGAAAUAAUUUUUUUAUUUUGAGAAACACUAACAGUGGCAUUUAUUGAAUGAAUAAUCUUCAUUUGGUGACUGCAGUUAGCACAAGGUAACUUCUUUUUUUGAUAAAAACAAUGAUGUCUCAUUGAAUGCUUUCAUAGGACUUUAAUAAAAUGUUUUUGACAAAAUAUGUUUGCUGUGUGUUUCUUUGAUCAGAAUUCAAAUGUAAACUAGAUAAGAGCAUAUAAUUACUCGACUGUGAUAUGGCACUUUAUAUUGAAGUCAGUUUGAUGGCAACAUAUUGUA
Messenger RNA from Xiphias gladius (swordfish), 2754 nucleotides. It is a transcript of the gene acot11a, whose product is annotated as acyl-CoA thioesterase 11a. The transcript has 17 exons. Gene Ontology annotation, molecular function: thiolester hydrolase activity; lipid binding. The coding region runs from base 167 to 1972 and encodes 601 amino acids. Gene Ontology annotation, cellular component: extracellular exosome. The record is from RefSeq and is a predicted model, not a curated record. Lineage: Eukaryota; Metazoa; Chordata; Actinopteri; Istiophoriformes; Xiphiidae.